AUGUCAGACAUGCAAGCGGAUGAAGGAGGAAAGCCGAGCCCGGAUCACGGAGAAGGCGCAUCUUCUGCCCUUCCUGUGAAAGAAGUCAUCAAAGAAGUGCUGGAAGCUGCUAAGAUUGUCAAAAUGGAGAAGGCCGCCAAAUGUGAGGCAAAGAUAGUCUAUGACGACCAGAAAGGAUCUUCUUCUGCUACUAUUGCUCCAGAAAGCACCACUGCCAAGAAAGCUGCUCGAUCGCGCACAGAUAGUGGAGAGGAUGCCGAGUCUUCGGCAUCUCAAAUGAUCCAGAGAUCUCCAAGUCCAGUCGUCGCUAUCGACCCACCGAACACACCCGAGGAUCUCGAGAAGGAUCCAUCCCCAAGUGAAGAGGAGGAGGAGGUUUCUGUGAACCGUGAAGAUGCUCCAGGAGACGUUGAGGAGCAACAAGGUGCCUCUGACGUUGUCAGCAAGACUAAGAAGGUCGUUACCACUUCUCCGGCACUGGCACAGAAGCCAAUCGCUCUCCCAGCGGUUCAGCAGAUUCGGGAUCAGGAGACAACUGUCGCGACAUCGGCUUCGUCUGCUCUAGCGGCUCGGGAGCCGCGAGCUCGUCGUUCAGCUCCAUCGAAGCGCUACCCGACGGACUUGUUUCACGUCCCCGACCUGGGUGCUCCAAAGAAGAACAAGAAGACAGCUUGA
Molecule: messenger RNA, 675 nt
Organism: Caenorhabditis briggsae
Lineage: Eukaryota; Metazoa; Nematoda; Chromadorea; Rhabditida; Rhabditidae
Exons: 3
Coding region: 1-675 (224 amino acids)
Source: RefSeq, a predicted model, not a curated record